AUGAGUAACAGCAGCUGGGUUUUAGCUCCUCUUCUUCCCCUAACAAGCUUCGGCAAUGUGAUGAUGUUUCUUUUCAGCAUUCUCUUGGCUGCGACCAUCAUUUUCCUUAAUGUGUCUGUGUCUCUCUCUAUUCUACUGAACAAGUCACUGCGCGGCGAGAACCGCUUUAUGUACAUGCUGAGCACGUGUUUCAGCGACGUCUGCAGCGGUGUGUCUUAUUAUUAUGCUGGUGUUCUCGAUGUAAAAGACAAUUUCGGCUCUCCUACGACAACCUUCUACAUUGUCCCCACUUUUCUUGGCCUGUCAUUCAUGGCUGUUUUGGCCGCGCAGGCGGACAGGUACCACGCCGUGGUGGCACCUUUUAAAUACACUCGGCGCAUGACCAGAAACAGAACCGUAUUGGUCAUUGUCGCAUACUGGGUCUAUGCUUUUUUGAUAGUAGCCGUGAACAAUUUGGUUCCGAUCGGGACUGCCAAACAGAUCACAUCAUUUGGCUCAUUUGUGGCGAACAUAAUCACUGUGGUCAUAAUGAUAGGGCUGAAUAUCAGACUCUUCAUCAUAGCCAGGUUUCAGCUGGGGAGAGAGCCACCCUCCGAGGACAGAGACAACAAGCGCGCCUCGGUCUAUCUGAUUCUGGUGGUGGCUGCGUUUUUCCUAAGCGCGUGGCUCCCUAUAUUUUGUCAUGUCACGGUGUGUCACUUAAUAGGUUACAAGUGUGACAACUAUAGGAAUGAAGGAACUGACCCUUUGCGUAUUUUGCCCCGAGUUAACGCGUGUCUGACCCCCAUCCUGUACAUCAGAGGGUGCGCAGCGCUCAGAGAUACACUCCUCAACAGGGUGUGGAAAUUCUGCAGGUGCAGGUAAGAAGAAGUGUGUGUGAUGUGAGCCUUGAACUUUAUCCAAAUCUGGUCUAUAUUGUUGUUGAAGGUUUUACACAGAAAGUGAAUAGCAGCUCGUGAUUACAUCAAAGUUUUGCACCCUCUCUAUUUGAUUUUGCUUGAAAUGCGUCAGUUUGCUGUAUUUUCCUGUCAUGCAAUUAUGAGACCCUAUUGAUUUCUCCUACUGUUUACAUAAUCCUCGUUUUCCUUCUUCUCUGUCCUCAAUCUCCUAGGCAACAUAUUGGAAGGCUCGGACCCUCACACACACAGUUCGUGCGGCGUGGCUUGAAAGUUGGAGAGAUGUCUAAGUAA
Xyrichtys novacula (pearly razorfish) is the source of this 1190-nucleotide messenger RNA. The record is from the annotation of a GenBank genome assembly. NCBI's taxonomy places the organism in Eukaryota, Metazoa, Chordata, Actinopteri, Labriformes, Labridae.